This is a messenger RNA of Paramecium primaurelia, 1344 nucleotides long. The record is from the annotation of a GenBank genome assembly. NCBI's taxonomy places the organism in Eukaryota, Ciliophora, Oligohymenophorea, Peniculida, Parameciidae.
AUGGUAAUUAAUGAAUAAAUCCAUCUUCUUGAAAGUUCAUGUAAUUAAGGAAGUAUAAAAGUUAUCUCAUAAGAUCCAUUUGAAAAAUCAUUUUUGCAAGUAAUAUUCACAUGGACAGUAUUUCUAUCUUACCUAUAAUGGCAUUUUAAUGUUCUAGUAUAUUUAAGAAUUGUUAAUUAGUAUUUUUUAUUUCUUAACUUUUACAAUUAUUCUGAUUUAAAUUUUACAGAAUGCUUGAAAUCAACAUCUUAUAAUUUAAGUUUAUCUUCAAUAUGUCAAAACGAUACUGCAUAAUAUUGGCUAACCAUUUAUUUUGACUCUAAUGGAAGUGUUAUAAAAACAAGCUUAUUGUAAAUACCUUAUAAAUUUACUUAUAUAUCUAAAAUUAGUAAUAUCGACACUCUUAAUUUUAUAUUAGGAUCUUAUAAUUAUCAUUAUGAAAAGUUGUAUUUAUUGAACCCGUUAAACAACACCAUGCAGUAACUUGAUUAUUAAAAUCAUGAUGAAAUUACUAUAGAUUUUUCAGUAGCUUUAUUUAAUUCUGGUUUAGAUAUGAAUUAGUCAAAUUUAGUUAUUAUUUUAUACAUCUCUUAUAAUGAGAUCUAUUCUUAAUAAUUAAAUUUCAAUAAAUACUCAAUUACUUUAGAAGAUUUAAAUUUUUUGGAUUUUCUGCAUUAUACACAUUUUGUUUAAAUUUUGAUAUUGCAAAUAAGAGACAAAUAAAUUUUCUUCCUUGUCACUAGUAUUGAAGGUGUUGGAUAUUUAUUAGUAUAUAAGUUGUUUUCGAAAUCAUUUGAGCUACAUCCUUCUAAUGUUAUCACAACUAUCACAGCUUACACAUACAAUAAUACUGUACUAGUGCCAAAUUCUGUUUAUUCUAAUGGAUUUCUACUUCAAUAAUUUAAAUAAGGAAAUACCUAUAUUAUAGGAGUUUACUACAUUCCUAAUUUACUUAUUAACAAUUUAGAAGAGCCUAUUUUGAUGUUAGGAUAAUUAAACUCUACAUCUUCUGAAUAUGCUUUAAUUACUAAUAUAGAGGAUCGAAACGCUACAUGCCUUGCAUUAAAUAAUGGAUCAGUUUUAUAUUAUCCAAUAUAUACUAGAACAUUAAUAUGCCAUUAUAGGUAAGAUAGAAAUACUGUCCAUGUGAAUAUUACUUGCAAAAAUGAUUUUUCAAAUGGAUCUUAUGAGAUAACUUUUAUACUUCCUUAAUUAGAUGAACCUUCAAGAAGAUGGAUUUAUUCAUUAAUUACCAUAAUAAUUUUUUAAUUAAUAGGCUUUUAUAUUUUGGUUAAAUAUAGAAUGAGAAAUAUUGGUUAUAUCAGGACAGAAAUAGAACUUUGA